GGAAUAUAUAAUUCGUAUUUUUUUAUCGUCUCUCUCUCGAGCGUUAAAGACGUGUCCAGGGUUUCCGGAAGAGAAUUUUUUUCGUCAGCUGAUUCAGAGAGAAUGACAAGUACUAAGACGGAUUGCGAGUUUCUCGCGUCUCGAGAGCUGAGGCUACUUAUGCAUGCCAUUUUGAAUUCGUUUCUCGAGCCUUAAGCUCCAUGGUCGACCUCGCGGCCUUCAUUCGAUAAUAAAGUCUCGCGUUGUACCUAAAAGGUUCGCUUAUCCGUGCAGAAUCACAAUGGUCGUUUUCCUCGGAAUUAAACUGGAUGUAAAAUACAUGGGAGGUACAUUUACUGUUUAUUAACGUAUAGAUAUACAGUACACUACUUUUCGUUCUUAACCUGGGAAUGGUCGCGCAAUUUUCUUGGCUAUUUGAAAAUAAAUAUUGAGUUGGGGUGUCUCAGACACCCCAGGCAUUUACUUUCGGGUUAAAUAAAUUUUCGUAGGAAUAAUUUAUAUGAAACUCAUUGAGAUAAUUACGUUGAUUUUACGAAUAUCAGAUCUUCGUUUCUUUCACGUCGAAUUGUAUUUUACUCGUUCAUAAUUUAAGACAAGUGACAGUCCGCCAUUCGUGGCGACAUCUUUUUCUUGUUUUGACGUGUAAAUUAAUUUCGGGUGAAUCGUUUUCGAAAGGGAUGCGGUAAAAGGAGUGAAAAUUAUGUUCGUUGGGGUUGUUUGGUGUAUAUAUUUAUUGGAACGAUAAAAAGAAUGCCGAACAGUAAAAGAAGCGCGAGCAAUAAAUCCAGUCGAGGAAAAACACAAUCUUCUCACCCAAAACAACCGUCACAGCCACCCCCGUCGCCUCCGUCACAACGAGGUUUCAGUAGUUUCGCUCCUAAUAGAGCUCCCACCUCAAAACAAUCGCCGCAAACAAGAAAUAUUGAUCCAAACACCGCGAAAGCAGAAAACACACAGGAUUCUCUAAAGAACAUAGCAAGUACAGCUACAGGAGUCGCGACUGGAACUAUAUUAGGUCAAAUGAUUGGCAACGUGUUAUCCAAUGCGCUGGGACGUGGGCAGAGUGAAUUGGUAGAGGCAAAGUCCACAUCAUCUUCCGGAACUACUGAGAUGGAUGAAUGUUCCUCAGAAAUUCGAGAUUUUUUUGAAUGUGCUUCACGCAAUGAAAGUCUCGAAAGGUGUAAGAAAUUCCACGAGGUCUGGCUGCAGUGCCAGAAACGCGCUAGCACGUGAUCCAUUGUGUAAACAGGUGACGUCACUCAGUCAUCAAAGGAAAGCAUAAACAAAAAUAUAUACGGGACGCGCAUCACGACGAAACCAGCUACUGUUGCUACAGCAAUCCCCAGACCAGCUUUCCACCAGACAACGGAAUCGCCUUGUAUCAGCCCAAAUUGCUUCAUAUGUCUGAAACAGGAAUGAACUAUUAUUAUAU
Messenger RNA from Cephus cinctus (wheat stem sawfly), 1432 nucleotides. Its product is annotated as coiled-coil-helix-coiled-coil-helix domain-containing protein 10, mitochondrial. The transcript is spliced from 4 exons. The record is from RefSeq and is a predicted model, not a curated record. Lineage: Eukaryota; Metazoa; Arthropoda; Insecta; Hymenoptera; Cephidae. Gene Ontology annotation, cellular component: nucleus; mitochondrion. Gene Ontology annotation, biological process: mitochondrion organization. Bases 751 to 1233 code for a protein of 160 amino acids.